Didymodactylos carnosus is the source of this 1035-nucleotide messenger RNA. The record is from the annotation of a GenBank genome assembly. NCBI's taxonomy places the organism in Eukaryota, Metazoa, Rotifera, Eurotatoria, Philodinida, Philodinidae.
AUGAAUAAACAAGACUGGUCUAAUUUACCCGAUAUUCUAUGGUAUAAAAUAUUUAAAUAUGAAGAUUUAUUACCAUCAGCAAUUAUAAAUUUAUCAGUAACAUGUAAAAAAUUAAAUAAUAUAUUAAACACGGAUCAGUUUUGGUCACAUUUAAUAUAUGCUAGAUUUGGAUGGAAAUUAGGAAAACAUUAUCUUGAAGAUAUAUUCAUGCAGAAUAAUGUGGAUGAUGAACAUUUUCUAUUGCGGACAGAUGAAGAUGAAAUUCAAAUCAAACAUCAGUUUAACUUGAUAAAUGAAAUGGAUUUAAGUAAAUAUAAGUUUCUAUAUUUAAAUGAUGAUAUUAAUUUUCAUUUUGCAUAUGUAAGAACAAAACUUUUUGAAUCUAUUCGAUUUGAUGAUAAGAAACAAAUAAAUAUGGCAACAACAAUUGAUUUCGUUAAUAAAAAUUUAUCUUAUUAUAAAUUCAAUAGUUAUAAAAAAAGUACGUAUUAUCAUUCAUUACACAAAUUAAUAUAUUUUUAUUUAAUUGAUUGUAAACGUAUAUAUGCUAUUGAUACUGUUUUAUUUCGAAAAUGGAAAGAGACAACAUCAUUAUAUUCAAUAAGAGAAAAAAACGUUGUUUUUUUCCAUGGUGGUGACGACUUUGUUACUGGUGAUUAUAUAGUAGGUAAAUUUAAAUCGAUAUUACCAGGUACAUAUCAAAUAAUAUGUCGUUUAAAAUUAAUUACAUACAAAAAUAUAUCAAUUCGAAAUGGUGUCAUUUGUUUAUUUCAUGCCUAUGCUGAUUAUUGUGUCAAUACUAUAUUUAAGAUGUAUCAACAAGAAUGGUUUGCUGCCAAUGAAAAUUCUGAUUGGUUUUUACAUACAAUGGGUACAUUGAUGAUUUAUGAUAUGUCAACAAUUUAUUUCAAACUGAGAUAUAUAUCAGCUAAAAAUCACGAAAAAUAUAUUCUAUUAUGCGAUUAUAUUGAACUGAAAAUUAUUCAUAUUGAUGAAUGUAAUCAUUACUAUAAAAAAUAUAUUAGACAUCAUUAA